This is a messenger RNA of Cucurbitaria berberidis CBS 394.84, 5021 nucleotides long. RefSeq lists its product as uncharacterized. Lineage: Eukaryota; Fungi; Ascomycota; Dothideomycetes; Pleosporales; Cucurbitariaceae. Bases 131 to 4549 code for a protein of 1472 amino acids. The record is from RefSeq and is a predicted model, not a curated record. The transcript is spliced from 4 exons.
CCCCCCCAUCAGUUCUGUGUAUUGCCUACCACAUUUCCAUCAACGAACGCGCUUAACAAACUUUUUUUAAUCCAUCACAACGGCGGCACUCGUGGAUAACGGAUGUCGGCCACCGUUCGUCGGCCCUCACAUGUCCUUCGACGGUCUUCGUGAUGCAUUACUUAGGGAGAAGUCGAACGAAGUCAAGAGCUGCUUGUCCACCCGCAAGCGCAAGCUGCGCGAACUCUACAGGGUCACGGUCGCCUGCACGGCCUCGUUGAGCGCGACCUACCAACCCCAGCCAGAGGACAGCAUUUAUAGCGAACCUGACGAGGACGAACGCCGUUUUCUUGACGAAAAUGACCAGACAAAAGGUCGACGCUUCAACGAUGCAACUCUACCCUUCCCACCAGUCAUUGUUGACCAGCAACCACCACUGCCCGAUACCCUACCCUUCCAGAAUGCUAAUAAACCCGUCUUCCCGACGCUUUCAACGUCGUCGCCGUCACCAGUUGCUGGCACGCCCAGCCUUGAAGACCAACUGCGCGCUGCGUCUGCCUCACCUUCUGUCGCAACUCAAACGCUACCUCUAGCACCAUCGCAAAACGACACGACUCGCUCUUCUCCUCAAGCAAAGGCCCCGUCGCCACCUGCGCCACCUGCUGUGGAGGAAAAGACAGCAAUCAAGGCCCAGUCCGAAGCACAGCACCCGCUACGUCCGUCGUCCAAGGCACCAGCCGUCCAGGAUGUGAGCGCCCCGGGCAGUACUGGUCCUGAGAGCCCUUCAGUCAGUCCUACUGCUGUCGCGCCUCCCACUGCUGAGGAUGUUGAUGCUACUGCCUCUCCCGACGACUCAUUGUCUGCCCCUACAGCUGAAGGCAAGCCAAAGGCUCCCCAAGUUGUGCACCUACCUCCACAGGAAGUUCAAGAAUCGAGACUGCAAGAGACGGAGCGGAAAUUGGACAAGGCUGCGGAGAAGGAACGUAGAGAAGACGAAAGACUGGCUCUCCCACAUACGAAUGGUCCACUUGAUGCUUCUUCGCCCUCGUCGACUGUCGGCCCCUAUUCUCAAGCGACACCGCAUGCGCCCCAUCAUUCUCCUGACACCAGUCCUGACGCAGAGUCCGUCGACGAGCGCAAUCAUGCGCCAGUGCCCAACGACGAAGUCCUGGACCCUGCAGCUCAGCAGGUGAAGGAAGACCAUGAACGUGCAUUACAGAAACGAAUGAAGGAAGCACGGGAACGAGCACGAGCACGCGAAGACGACUCCCCGACCCCAGACAUCGAGAAACAGAUUGAAAACGAGCAAGCGAUACGGCUAGCUCGCGAUGGAAAAGACCGUUUGAGUGAAUCGCAGCCUCGAUCAGGAUUGGAUCUAAUUACCAAAGAUGCUAGUGAGGUAGCGGGCGAAUUGGCGGCCGAGUACGAUGAGUCCAUGGGAUCCAAGGCCACUCACGACCAUGCAGCAGAGUCAUUACCAACACCAACGACGACCGCUCCCGAAUCAUCAACUGUGGAUCGCGAAACUACUGAUAAUAGCCUCGAGCAACCAGAAGCUGCCCACAUGGCUCAAGAUCACCCAACACCCCCUGCGGAUGCUGACAUCGAUAUGGACGACGUGCCUUCAGAUCCACAGUCCAUAACAUCGCCUCAACCUCCGCCAGCGCGAACCGAGCGGAUGACUACGCGUGUUUCCUCUGGGGCAAUUCGCCAAAAGUCUGUUUCUGAGAUCAUCGCAGAUCAUGCAACACCCAAGGCCAUAUUAACACCCCACUCGAGCAACAGCUCCGCAUCAGUAAGUCCUCAGCGACCGAAGACUAGUCAUCGGAAAUCCCGAGAAGUUUCGACCGUUGUCUUUGCUAAGAAGACCCCAACUCGGACUUCUAAAGCUUUACAAUCCUACAAUGAGGACUAUGCAUCCCUGCAGGGAGCUUCGGAGGAUUCGAGCCGGGACUACCUUGAGGGUCUAUUCAAGUACCAGGCUCAUCAUCCUCCAAGAUCUGUACCUUUACAGGAACUGGUAGGCUCGGCACGGAAAACUGUAUCGACCGCUGGAACGCUUGCCAUGAUCCGGGAACAUCAAGACUAUAAAAUAUUGAAGAGGGUUUAUCAGUUGCAGAACGCAAACCGAUGGUCUCUACGGCAGCUUCAAAAGGCAGUGGAACCCGAGCGUCCGUUCACACAUCAGGAUCAACUACUUUUAGAAAUGAAGUGGAUGCAAACAGACUUCAGAGAAGAGAGGAAGUGGAAAAAGUCACUUGCUGCCACAUUCGCGGAAUGGUGCGCCGAGUACGUAAACAGUAGCUCAACGGAGCGAGCAACACUGCAAGUCAAGUCGCGCAUUCCAAGAUCAGCCAAGCAUACCAGCAACGAUGAUGAGGAUAUGAACGAUGCUCCUACGCCAGAUCUCGUUCAGUCCGGCGCAAAUGAAACGGAAACUGAGUCUUACGCCGAUGAAGACGAGCUCCUUACCCCCCUCAGUGCUAACCCCCCAGCCGGGCUCUUUUCCCUGGGUUUUCAUGACGUCGUCAUGAAAAUCGAACGAACCCCUGCCAGCGAUACCAUGUUCCGGGAACUUCCGUUCUACGAGCCCAUGCUUGAGGGUUCCAGUGACACCAGUCCCUUCUCGAUUUCUGAACCGCCAAUCCUCCCCGUGUCGAAGUUCGUAACAGGAAAGCUAGUGUCGCAAAUACGAGGUCCGCCCAGGAAACGGAGUAGAUACGACUACGACUCUGAAGAUGAGCCGUCUACGCCACCGAGUCGAUCUGGGACUUCAGCUGAACACUCAAUGCCAUCGACUCCCGGCCGACGACUAUUCUGUCGCAACGAUUUGCCCCCAGAAAUGACAGACGUUGCACUAUUCAACGCAGAGAACAAGCAUGUCCGGGACCGACUGCAAGUGGCUCACCAGUUCCGGCCGCCGACUGAAUUCAACAUGCCGUCGGUUGCAUUUUUCGAAACUAGGACUCCAUCUCAGUGGCUAUGGGAAGAGGACCAGAAAUUGCGAGCCCUAGUGAAAGAAUAUACGUUCAACUGGUCUCUUGUGUCGCAACAGUUAUCACUACCGUCCAUGUUUGUGUCCGGGUCUGGCCGGCGAACACCUUGGGAGUGUUUCGAGCGGUGGGUACAGUUAGAAGGGUUACCUGCAGAAAUGUCAAAGACACAAUAUUUCCGGACUUAUCAGGGCCGAUUGGAGCAAGCGAAUAAGACCGUGUAUGCCCAAUUCCAGGCACAACAGCAACAGCAGCAACAACAACAGCAAGGACCAACACCGGCACAGCCGCGAAGACGGCCUACGACCACGCCGAUACGAGUGGAGAGGAGGAGGGAGAACCGACAUCUCGCCAUCAUUGAUGGUAUGCGCAAACUAGCGAGGAAGCGAGAGUCUGCUGCGCACAAGCAGGCGGAGUCCCAGAAAGCUGCCGCGCUCCGAAAAGCACAUGAGCCUGCGCCGCCGAAGAGCAAUGUUCAUACCCCGCAAGAGUUCAGUCGGCUCAAGUGGGAACGUGAAGAGAAGCUGAAGCAAAGGCAACUGCAACAGGAGAUGCUUGUCAGGCAACAAAUGGCAGCACAGCGACAGGCUCAAAUGCAGGCGCAACCAGGCAUGGCGAAUGGUGUCAACCAAAUGCAGCGUAACGGGACACCUGGAAGCAAUGUCAAUGUUCCUACGCAAAUGGCUAAUUCUUCCUCGCAACAGGGUCAGAACGGUCCCGCAAUGGCAGCACGGGCACACCAAACUCAGCAGGGAAUGCCAGCUAACUUUGCUAAUGGUAACAUGUCUGGCAUAUCCAUGGGUACACCAGGUGUCCCCCAGGCACAAAUGCAAGGCAACAUGCAAAAUGCUCAGCGCAUGGGACCUCCUGAUCAAAUGCGCAUGGCUAUGCAACGAGGCCAGUUCCAGAACGCCAAUCAACAGCACCAAUUCCAGCUACAACAACAGCAGAUUAACAUGGCGAGUAACCUCACGCAAGGCAUGGGCAUGAAUGGUAUUCCCAAUGCGAACAUGAUGGCGCCUCUACCAAACCAGAACCUCAAUGGGAACAUGAACGGGAAUAUGAAUACUGCCAUGAACGGGAUGUCCAACAAUGCUGGAUCUCCGAGGAUGAACCAGGGAAAUGGGAACAAUCAAACUCCUGCUCGUCCAUUAUCCAGUGGGCACAUGCCGCAGCUCCUGCAAAUCCAAAACAGUUUAAAGGUACAGCAUCCGGAAUGGACACCAGAGCAGCUUCAAAAAGUGGCUUCCGAACAACUCUCCCGGUUCCUGGCUAAGCAACGCGCACAGGCAAUGAACGCAGCAGCAGGGUCUUCGGGCAUGUCCCCCUCUCCGCAAAUGGGAAACAAUCAUUAUCUUCAACAAGCCGGCGGUAUGGCCAACAGUCCUCAACCGAAUGCGGUACAGAACUAUCAGCAGCAGCUUGUGCAGCAGCAGCGGAUGAUGAGCCAGCAGCAGAGACAACAGGCCGGUAGUCCUGGAUUGAAUGCUCGGCCGCCCAGCCGGAGCGCCACGCCCCAGAACCCACAGAUGCAGCAGAGCCCGGGCUUGCAACAAGCGCAGAUCAACCGGUCUUGAAAAUCCCACGGCGAGGCAUCCCUUAUAUUCCCAAUGUGAUCUGCAUUGUAUAUACUUUUAAUGUCCUCUCUUUAGCGUUGAUUACUAGUGUGGGCGAGUCUGGGCUCGCGGUGAGGUUUCUCAUCGAUGUACUAGGCCUGAGCAAUGUUCCUGAAGUACAAAGCCUCGUGAGAAAGCAAGGUGUUACUGGCGUACCGCGGCGCUAUCAUGAUCUGUUGAGGCAGUGGUUGGGUGGCAAAUUGGGCCUUGAGUGUCCAGCGACACGGCGCCUUUUGAUAGGCUUAAAAGGUCUAUAGAACUCUCUGAAUAUCAUGGAGCUUGAUUAGAUGUCGGGUCAACCACAUCACAAAUUUUGAAGUCUGAAUCAUUCUUCGCGUGAUGCACAAAUCUGCACGGCUGGGUUGCAUUCCACCGUGAUAGAACAUGUUAUGGGCAGAUACUUAAACCAAACCAUUCUGAAUUUCAACGAGAG